ACGUUGAAGAGAUCAAGGCUCAUCGACGAUCGGAAGCUGUACGGACAGCUUAGGCCCAACUAGGCUAGCUCCACACAUCUUCGACUGGCAGUUGCGGCUAGGCAGCGAUGCCAAGAGAUGCCUUUCCAUCGCCAUCUCACAUCUCAUCUCUCGCUCUUUCAUCCUCGUCUCUCACCGCUGAUACCUCUCGCUGCUUGCUGCUGGCUGCCGCUGUUGGAAAUGCUGGGAUCCACCUGCCGCCGCUAAAAGCCCUCCAAGUUGACACCGCCGUUCUUGGGCAUGCCUCCUGCCUGGCUUCCCUGUCGAUUCAUUUGCCACUUACCAGUGAUCUGAACUAUACCUUCGUUGCACCAUGGCACCUAAGCGCAAGGCCAUCGACAGUGGCUCUACUAGAGCAUCGAAACGAGCGACUCCUGUUCCCGAUACGCCGCAAGACGUUGGCAGUAGCGACGAGUAUUCCGAGUACGAUGAGAAGGACGACAAGACGCAGAAGUUGGUCGAAAAGUUCUCUUUAGAAUCGUUCAGCAGGAAACAGAAGAGUGUUGGCGAAGGGUUUGAUCCUCAUUACGGGUACAAGGAUUUCUCGUCCCUUCCUUUGAAGCCCGACCAUGCCAACCGGCCUCUGUGGAUCGAACCUCUCAAAGGCACAAUUACUCUAGAAAGCUUCUCUCCGCUCGCAUCGCAGGCUGCAGACUUUUUGACAACCAUCGCCGAGCCUCUUUCUCGCCCUGUGCAUUUACAUGAAUACCGCUUGACCGGUAACAGUCUGUAUGCUGCUGUUUCCGUUGGUUUAGAGCCCAAGGAUAUAAUACACUUUCUGGAUCGUCUAUCUAAGACCCCUCUGCCUGAUGCAAUUCAGUCUUUCAUCGUCGAUUUUACGAAAUCCUAUGGCAAAAUUAAAUUGGUUCUCAACAACAAUAAGUACUUUGUGGAAAGCACGGAUCCUGCCAUGUUACAAAUGCUUCUUCAAGACGAUGUUAUAGGGACACAGCGAGUCCAGGGCUCUGAGGGUAUCAUACAGCAGGCGGCUCCUAAGAUGGCCGGCCUCGUUAUUCCUGGUACAAAGGACGCGGCGGGUGUGAAGCAGGCCAAUCAGCAUGCCGGUGAGCAGAAUGGAGUCAAUGGAAAUGCGCCUAAGGAAGACGACUUUUUAGCAACUAUUCGGGAUGAGGAUGAUGACGAUGAUCAAGCGCAGGUCCAUAGUUUCCAGAUUCCUAACGAUGCUGUCGAAUCUGUAAAGGCCAGAUGUCAGGCAAUGGGUUGUCCAGCCCUUGAAGAGUACGACUUUCGAAAUGACAAGAACAAUGACACGCUCGACAUUGAUCUGAAGCCGAAUGCACAGAUUCGAAGCUAUCAAGAAAAGAGCUUGAGUAAGAUGUUUGGUAACGGGCGAGCCAAAAGUGGGAUUAUUGUUUUGCCUUGUGGUGCAGGUAAAACGCUAGUUGGCAUUACUGCGGCCUGCACGAUCAAAAAGGGUAUCAUUGUACUCUGCACCAGCUCCAUGUCAGUCGUUCAGUGGCGCAAUGAAUUUAUUCGCUGGUCAAAUAUUGAUCCUAGCGAUAUUGCCAUCUUUACCUCUGAUAAUAAGGAGAAAUUCAAACGGUCGACCGGUAUUAUUGUCUCUACUUAUUCCAUGGUUUCACAGACGAGAGCGCGAUCCUAUGAUGCUCAGAAGAUGAUGGACUGGCUAACACAGCGUGAGUGGGGAUUGAUGAUAUUGGACGAAGUUCACGUCGUACCUGCGUCGAUGUUUCGAAAGGUCACUUCUAGCAUCGCUUGUCAAACGAAGCUGGGAUUAACCGCGACACUUCUUCGAGAAGAUGACAAGAUUAAAGAUUUGAAUUUCUUGAUCGGACCCAAGUUAUAUGAAGCCAACUGGAUGGAACUUGCGGAACAGGGCCACAUCGCCAAAGUCCAAUGUGCCGAGGUGUGGUGCCCAAUGACAACCGAGUUUUACUCGGAAUACAUGCGGGAAAAGUCACGAAAAGCGGCACUGCUGUAUAUCAUGAACCCUCGAAAGUUUCAGGCGUGUCAGUUUCUAAUUGACUAUCACGAGAAGAGAGGUGACAAGAUCAUCGUUUUCUCCGACAAUGUGUACGCCCUAGAGAAAUACGCUCUGAAAUUAGGCAAGGCAUAUAUCUACGGCGGCACUCCGCAAAACGAACGCAUGCGUAUUCUGGAAAACUUCCAGCACAAUGAGCAAGUCAACACUAUCUUCCUGUCCAAGAUCGGUGAUACGUCGCUCGAUCUUCCCGAAGCCACUUGUCUUAUCCAGAUUUCAUCACACUACGGGUCCCGUCGACAGGAAGCUCAGCGGCUAGGUCGUAUUCUACGAGCCAAACGCCGUAAUGAUGAAGGGUUCAAUGCCUUUUUCUACUCCCUCGUUUCAAAGGAUACUGACGAGAUGUUCUACUCCUCCAAACGACAAGCUUUCCUAGUCGACCAAGGCUACGCUUUCAAGGUCAUUACACAUCUCCAAGGGAUCGAGAACCUCGAGGGACUCGCCUACGCCACCCCAGCUGAACGCCGCGAACUUCUUCAAGAAGUCAUGCUACAGAACGAAACCUCCGCCGAAGUCGAGCUUGUCACGGAUGACCUCUUCGGCGAGCGCUCAGGUGGCCCACGCAGCUCGAAAGCCAAGAAAACGGGCGUCAAACGCAGCGCUGCGACACUCAGCGGUCUUGCUGGCGGUGAAGACAUGGCGUAUGUGGAGUACAACAAGUCUCGCAACAAACAACUCAAAGAUAAGGCGCAACAUCAUCCCUUGUUCAAGAAGAUCGCCCGAGACCAGCAGAAACGGAAAGAAGCUAUGAAAGAUAUGGGCGGGAGUAGGCGAUGAAAGACGGGAAUUAGUCAUGACAUUUUGAAAGGCCUAAUAUAGCACUCAUGUAUACCAGACUGCCACAUGAUCUACUUUUGCAUAUUUGGAAUUUAGCGGGCGUUUGGGUGGUAUUUACGGCUAUGAUUUUUACAUGAUGAAAAUAGAACAUGAACGAAUAUACACUUGAGC
Messenger RNA from Talaromyces proteolyticus, 3010 nucleotides. Its product is annotated as putative TFIIH complex helicase Ssl2. Bases 353 to 2839 code for a protein of 828 amino acids. Lineage: Eukaryota; Fungi; Ascomycota; Eurotiomycetes; Eurotiales; Trichocomaceae. The transcript has a single exon. Gene Ontology annotation, cellular component: transcription factor TFIIH holo complex; transcription preinitiation complex; nucleotide-excision repair factor 3 complex. Gene Ontology annotation, molecular function: 3'-5' DNA helicase activity; ATP binding; hydrolase activity. The record is from RefSeq and is a predicted model, not a curated record. Gene Ontology annotation, biological process: nucleotide-excision repair; transcription initiation at RNA polymerase II promoter.